Molecule: messenger RNA, 318 nt
Organism: Penicillium cosmopolitanum
Lineage: Eukaryota; Fungi; Ascomycota; Eurotiomycetes; Eurotiales; Aspergillaceae
Exons: 3
Coding region: 1-318 (105 amino acids)
Source: RefSeq, a predicted model, not a curated record
AUGCAACUGAAAACGGGCCUUUUCCUUGGCUUGGCGACGUUUACUGCCCUAGCUGCGUCUUCUCCUGAUGAUGAUGGGGAGGACCUCGAAAAGAGGCAGUUCGCUUCUGGACCUCAAUGCUUCUGUUGCUCAGGCCCUGUAAUUCCCGAACUUGCCGGAACGAAAUGUGCACGAAGAAGCAACUGUGCAACUGCAUGUGCGAGCGACAAGCGACCCCUCAAAUGCCCCAAUGGCGCUAUCUUCUGGCCACCAACUGGAGCUUCUAUUUCCGUUCUCUGCCAGAAGGGAGACCAACCAUCAGCUGUUCCAGUGCCGUAG